Messenger RNA from Cajanus cajan (pigeon pea), 1052 nucleotides. RefSeq names its product F-box-like protein. Lineage: Eukaryota; Viridiplantae; Streptophyta; Magnoliopsida; Fabales; Fabaceae. The record is from RefSeq and is a predicted model, not a curated record. Gene Ontology annotation, biological process: SCF-dependent proteasomal ubiquitin-dependent protein catabolic process; protein polyubiquitination. Gene Ontology annotation, molecular function: protein binding. Gene Ontology annotation, cellular component: SCF ubiquitin ligase complex.
GAAAAAACUUUGUGAGCAGAAUGAUUUAGAUCAGAGUCGUGGAUUCACUGGCGCCAUGUAAUACUAAUAGGGAGUUGGUUGAAAUUCUUCUCCAAAUACAACACUGAUCAUUCUAUUUGCAAAUGCACAAAGGAAAACUGGAUUCUGUCUCCGUCCUCAGUUCCCUUCCUGAAGAUGUUGCCAUCAAAAUUGCUUCGAUGCUUCAGGGGCGGGAUUUGUGUGCCUUAGGUUGCUGUUCGAGGUUCUGGAGGGAACUCUGCUUCUCAGAUUGCAUUUGGGAGUCUCUUGUCAGAAAUAGAUGGCCCUUAUUCUCUUCCUCCCAUUGCCCUUCUUCUUCUUCUUCCUCUUCCACCCACUCUCCCAAUUUCAAGAAGUGGAGGAAAUUGUACUUGGAGAGGCACGUGGAAUUGGGUGUUAGAGCAAAGUCUGUUGAGAAGUUUCUCGAAGCUUGUUCACGUUCUGAAUCACUCGAGGUUGGGGACUAUCUGAAAGCUGUUGACACCUUGAUUGGUACGAGGUUUGGUUUUGAAGACGUGCAGAGAUUUUUGUUCAACCCUCAAAUGAAUGUGCUGAUUAACUUGGUUGGGGUACAUUAUUGCCUCACAACCCUUGGGAUUCGGGGUGAUAAUCUUGUAGAAGCUCUUCAGACACGCGAGAUAUCAGAUCGGCGUGUCUGCGUGAAGUGGUGGAAAGUUGGUAGAUGGUUCUAUGGCUUCCGUAUGAGGGACGAAUCACAUUCUAGGUGGGUUUCUUUGGCAGGUUUGGCAACAGAAGAUGAUGAACAUGUUCUGGGAGUGCUUCGCCGAGGUACUAUUCAUGAGGUUUUACGUGUUCAGAUCUCUGUGGUUGGUCGUACAUCAACAUCUUGGUCCUUCCAGGUUACCCAAAGAUUGGAAUAGCUGUAGGGAAAUCAACUAAAGUUUUAAUGUCUUUCGGUAUUUAUGUGUAUAGUUGUUGUUUUAAAAAUUCUGUUGUAACUUGUAAUAUUACAUGUAUAGUAUGUCAUCAAUGAUAACACAAUAAUAAGUUCAUAAUUUUUAUUAUCUUCUUCA